This is a messenger RNA of Dunckerocampus dactyliophorus (ringed pipefish), 6143 nucleotides long. It is a transcript of the gene pla2r1, whose product is annotated as phospholipase A2 receptor 1. The transcript is spliced from 30 exons. The record is from RefSeq and is a predicted model, not a curated record. NCBI's taxonomy places the organism in Eukaryota, Metazoa, Chordata, Actinopteri, Syngnathiformes, Syngnathidae. Bases 289 to 4737 code for a protein of 1482 amino acids. Gene Ontology annotation, molecular function: signaling receptor activity.
GAACAGUUAAAAGCUAGCUAUGUACGUAGCUGCUUGUUGUGCUGUAUCUAAAGAGAAGACAUACAGUACUGUACGUUCCAGGCUUGUCCAGUUCGGACGGGUGGUAGUUCAUUUUUCAGUGCAGUGAGCUGCAGCGGUUCCUCCGUCAGACGUGACGUUGCAACCCCCCACUGAAACUCUAGAAAGUCUACUAAAGUUUUGUGUGAGAGGGGGAACAACAAGCCCGAGUUACCUACAGAACCGGAGUCUCGGAAUGUUCAGACAUUUGGACCUUGCAAAAGCGCCGAAAUGUUUUUCCAAUUGUUCCGCUGCAUGGACGUGGUGGCGCCUAUUUGUGUAGCUUUGUUGUUGCUGAAAAGAUGUGCGUGUUCCGCCCAGGAGGAGGACGACGAAGUUCUGGAGCAAGAAGAGCUCAUGGAGUUUUACAAAAAGGGUCUCUUUGUCCUGGAGAGCUACCCGCUAAAGCGCUGUGUCACAGUGGACCAUUCUAACCUGGUGCUCAGGGACUGUCAGCGGCCCACAAGCCGCAUGCUGUGGAAGUGGGUCUCCAACCAUCGCCUCUUCAACUUGGGUACCAGCACGUGCUUGGGCCUCAACAUGUCCGACACCACGCAACCCCUUGGGACUUUCGAGUGUGACAUGUUCCUUCCUGUGCUGUGGUGGCGCUGUCGAGGAAACAUGCUGUAUGGGGCUUCUCACUGGAAGUUGGCCGUUGCUGGAAAUAUGGUGGUGGUUAAGAGAAACUCUUAUCAUGAGUGGAAAAGGUACAACACACCCAGAGAGGGGCCAUGCUCAAAUCCCUAUGAAGAUAUCCACACUUUGUUAGGAAAUGCACAUGGCAUGCCCUGUGCUUUCCCCUUUAAAUACAACAACAAAUGGUACUCGGAGUGCACCACUGAGGGCCGCGAAGAUCAUCUUCCUUGGUGCUCUACCACCACUCGAUAUGAUGAGGCGGAAAAGUGGGGUUUUUGUCCUGUGCAUGAUUACGGCUGUCAGCAUUUCUGGGAGUCACACAUUGAGCUGCAUGCCUGCUACCAGUUCAACAUGUACACCAUCCUCACCUGGAGUCAAGCACUGCUGACCUGCCAGGCUCAAGGUGGAAAUCUGCUCAGCAUCACCAGCCUGGCAGAGCACAGAUACAUCACAGAUCGGAUGGUUACUGUUGGAGCGAUGGUGUGGAUAGGGCUAAAUCACCUAAAGGACAGGCAGGGGUGGCAGUGGUCUGAUGGAGCCCCUCUAUUGUUGGUUAAUUUCGCUACAGCGCUACCGGCCAGCCCUCUAGAGGAAGACAGACAAUGUGGCGUGUACAAUUCAGGCCCUAUUGGACUCUGGCAGAGUCUUUCCUGUGAGUCUGCCCUGCCUUACAUCUGCAAGAAGACACACAAUGACACACGCAGAGCUGAGCCACUAGAGAACUGGCAGUAUGUCCAUACAGUGUGUGAUAAAGACUGGCUGCCUCAUAACGGUUACUGCUACCGCGUUCUAUCAGAGGUGGAUGCAGGAAGCUGGGAGGAGUCCUCUCAGGCAUGCAUCUCUCACAGGGCAAACCUCACCAGCCUUCACUCUCUGUCUGAGGUGGAGAUGCUGCUCAGCCUUCUGGCUAACUUUUCUGGUGACAGUUCAGGCGUGUGGAUCGGGCUUCAAAAACAAGCAUCAUCACCGAGUGUGGAGUGGUCUGAUGGCUCGCCAGUAACUCUCACAAUGUGGCACCAGUAUCACCCUCCUCAUAGCCUGACUGGUGCAACUCUCUGUGCAAGGGCCGACACAAAGGAAGGUACCUGGCUUUUGGUGUCAUGUGAUGAGCAACUUCCUGCUGUGUGCAGAAAAGAAAGCCAAACAUCAGUUCAUCAACACAGAACCUGGGAUGAAGGUUGCCGUGAGGGCUGGAAGCGCCAUGGCCACUCCUGUUACACCAUCACCAGCCAUGAGCAAACUUAUAAGGAUGCAUCGAGCGGCUAUUACUGCAAUGCUCCCCUCCUUACUGUGGAAAACAGGUUCGAGCAAGCAUUUGUCAACAGUUUGCUAAGUGCUAAUGGGGCCAACAGCAGCAUGUAUUACUGGAUUGGCCUUGUGGAUGUGGAGAAUCAGGGGGAGUACAGAUGGCUUCAUGUCAAUGGGUCCACUCUGCCUCUCACCUUCACAAACUGGAACAAACAUCAGCCAGUCAGUUCCAAUGGCUGUGUUGCAAUGUUCGGUGGCCCUGCUCUCGGUCACUGGGAGGUCAAAGACUGCAAUUCCUUCAAGGCCUUUUCAGUCUGUAAGCAGAGAAUCAGCGGCUACCAGGAAGUCCAGCUGCCAGAACCCCACACUGAUGCCUUCAGCGCUUGCCCUCCAGGAUGGGAAUCACAGGCUGGAAUCCUGUACUGUUUUAAGGUGUUCCAUGAUGAAAAAGUGUUAAUGAAACGUUCCUGGGUGGAAGCAGAUUUCUUUUGUCAGGCCCUCGGCGGCCAGCUGGUCAGUUUUCAUCACUAUGAGGAGCAAGUGUUUGUCAAGCAACUCCUCAGUCACAUGUUUGAAGGAACAGAGGGUCGCUGGUUUUGGGUUGGAUUAAAUAAGAGAGACCCUGAACAUCCUGGAGUGUGGGAAUGGUCUGAUGGUUCACCUGUGAUGACCUCCUUCAUAGAGGAUAAAAAUGAUGAGGAUGAUAGGAGGGACUGUGCAGUAUACAGUGACCUGACCAACAACCUCAUUCCACAGCCUUGUGAUGGCAAACAUGAGUGGAUCUGUCAGCUGCCUAGAGGUGAUAAACUGAAAAAACCCUACUGGUACACUGAGCAGAGCGAGCCAUGGGUGUUUUACCGUGGCGCUGAGUACCUGGUGGCCAAGCAGCCUUUUGAAUGGGACGCCGUCUCUCUGGCCUGCCAGAUGAUGGGAGCCUACCUGCUGUCCAUUCACUCCAGAGAGGAGCUGCACUUUGUAAAGGAGCGCUUGAGGCGGCUCUCAGUGGGGCCCACUGACUGGUGGGUUGGACUUUCUAUGAACCAACAUGGAGAGGAGGUCAGGUGGAGCGACAAGACAGAGGUUGACUUUCACAACUGGGCAAAGGAGACUGAUGUACAUGAUGUUCGAAAAACUGCGUUGUGUGUCACCAUGUCUUCGUCAACAGGAAAGUGGUCGACCAAUAAAUGUGGUGAUCUUCAUGGAUAUGUUUGUAAGAGAAAGACUGUCUCAGUGGUGGAGACACCUCGAGAGCCACACUACAUUGGAGGGUGUCCAGAGAAAUGGCUGUACUUUGGACACAAGUGUCUCCUGCUUCACCUCCCUGAUAGUCCAAAGGAGGGAAAGAGUUGGAACGAUGCCCAGUCCAUCUGCUCCUCAUUCCAAGGCUCACUAGUGGCCAUAGAAGAUGAGAUUGAACAAGCCUACAUCACCAUGCUGCUCCAGGGAAGCCCUGUAGGUGUGUGGAUCGGUCUGUGGACUCAGGACACCAUGAAAUGGACCAAUGGGAGACCAGUAAGCUACACCAACUGGUCUCCUGUUGAACCAAAGAGCUACCUCGAUGAGGAUGAGUUGCUCACUGGCUUUUCUGAUGAACCACUGUGCAUUGUUCUGUCCAACAACCACAACUUCCAUCUGACGGGCAAGUGGUAUGAUGAGAAGUGCAGUGAGGACGGCUAUGGCUUUGUUUGCCAAAAACCACAAGAUACAUCCAAACCUCCCACCCACUCCUCUCGCCACCCUCUCCCUGGCAACAUUGAGUACAGAGGUCGCAGUUACAAGGUGAUGUCUAGCAACAUGAGCUGGUACGAUGCCGUGCUUAUGUGCAUUGACAGCGAUUCGGACCUCGUGAGCAUCACGGAUGCCUACCACCAGGCUUUCCUUACUGUCCUCGUCAAUAGAUUGGGUGUCCCGCAUUGGAUUGGACUGUACAGUCAAGAUAGUAGUAUCAACUAUCAGUGGUCCGAUGGCAGUGAUACAGUUUACACACACUGGGACUCGGCUGAAGAUGACUUUGUGACAGGAGAGUGUGUAUACAUGGACGUGAGUGGAGGAUGGCGGCGAGCUGACUGUGAAACUCUGCUGCCAGGAGCCUUGUGUCACAUUCCUCCACCAAGAAAUAAACCAUUUGUCUCAUAUGAGGCGGUGUGCCCAUCAACGUGGGUGAAGUUUGGACACGGAUGUUACAACUUUGAGCCGGUGGUGCAGAGGCUGAGUUUUGAGGAGGCACGAGAGCACUGCAGACAGAAAGUCAACAUCUCAGAUAUCCUGUCUAUCGAGAAUGAGGUAGAGAACCGCUUUGUUCUGGAGCAACUCUGGUCUUCAGGGUUCCUUCACCAAAGCAUGUGGUUGGGGCUUUAUUUCAACAUUGACAACUCUAUGGCCUGGGUGGACGGUUCACCUUUAGACUACACCAGCUGGCCCGGCAAAGCUCCAGACUUCAAGCUGAUGACUGCAGAUACUUGUGUCACCACCAGGGCCACUGAUGGAGUGUGGCACUUGUCAGGGUGCACGGAAAGGCUGGGCUUUAUUUGCAAAACGAUCUCAGAUGUACCCACUGAGGUGGAAGUGCAACCAGUCAAUGGAUUGCAUUACGGAGUCAUCCUUGCCGCUGUGCUGGUAGCGGUGUUGAUCUUUGCUCUGCUGGUAGGAGCAGUGUGGCUUGCUUACAGGAGAAACCCUGCACAUUUUCAGGGGCUCCCUUCCCUGGGUAGCGCAUAUUACAGACAAGGCGGCUCCCGUGGUACAGAGUCUGAUGGAAACGUGCUGAUUGCUGAACUGGAAGAUCACUCAGGAUAGUGUGUCUUUUUACCGGAGGCCACAAAUGACUAUGAAGCUGACUCUGCAAGAGAUAAGCUCUCUACAAAAGAGACCCCCUGCCGAAACCCGGGAUCGAACCAGGGACCUUUAGAUCUUCAGUCUAACGCUCUCCCAACUGAGCUAUUUCGGCCUAUUGCAGCAGAUUUAGGAGUAGUGUCUCAAUGAAAUUGAAAACGGGACACUCAUGUACGACUCAAAAUCUAUUUUACAUUAAAAAAAGACAAGAUUGUCUCCAUCUCAAGAAAGAGGAAUCGGAAUUCAGUAUUCUGUCAUUACUUGUCAGUAUUACUAUUACUAUAUUAGAUGUAAGUACAUGUUUUAUAGUUUUUGUAUGUUCAAAGCUAUCAAACUAUGCAAAGCAAAAUAUAAGCUGACAUUUGCAAAGUACGUAGUUCCGUACAUUUGUGGUGGGCCCCAAAAAAAAGAAAUGUUGCUGAGCUAAAGUUUAAUGGAAUGACUUCAUGUGACAUGUGCAUUACUUCAAUACACAAUACAUUUUCUGUAUGUAUCUUUGUUUCUUGUUCAGGAGGUUACUUCAACUGGUCUUGCAACAGAACAGUUACUGUGUGUAAAUUUGAAGGUCAAAUGAUAAAAUAAUGUUUUAUUUAUCUCAACUGAAAGCCACAGUUGACAGUAAGAAGUAAUUAGGAAAAAUGUGACAGCAACGUGCAGCUAUUGACAGUCGUAAGAGAAUCUGACAGCAGGAUGUUAGUAAUUCAUAGCUACUUUGAAGGAAUAAAACCAUACCAGAUGCACUAUGCAAAAACAAAAGAACAAAAUCCUUGUUGACAGGGUGUGUGUGUGUGUGUGUGUGUGUAAACACCACUUUUAAUGGAGGAAAGCAUAACAUUAAGUUUGUUUUGUUGCAUGGAAACUUAACUGUAUUUAGUACAUAUGAUGAGGAAGUAUUUGUGGUGUUCCACAACAUACAGUAAAGGUACUUCACUUGAACAAACAGGGAGAAAUAAGGAUGUUUUGAAUUAAAAUUACAUUUGGUGUCCGACUUGCGAAGGCACUUCUAUGUUUUAAGAUCGGUAAAAUGUUCCCCAACUUGUGCCUAUACUUUACCCUUAGUCACAUAUACUUGUAUAUCAGUAUACACAGCUAAAAAAAAUAAAGGGAGCACUAAAAUAACACAUCCUAGAUCUGAAUUAAUGAAAUAAUAUGAAAUACAUGGUUCUUUACACAGUCGAAUGUGCUGAAAAUCACACAGAAAUGAAGAAUGGAAAUCAAUUUUGUUAUUAUUGGGGGUGUGUUGCUGUCCACCUGUUUAUUCCAGUUGCACAACAGCAGGUGAAAUUGAUUGUCAAUCUGUUGCUUCUUAAGUGGACAGUCUCACAUCUCACAGAAGUGUGAUUGAUUAAGUGUUCCCUUAUUUUUUUGAG